Lucilia cuprina (Australian sheep blowfly) is the source of this 2150-nucleotide messenger RNA. It is a transcript of the gene sina, whose product is annotated as E3 ubiquitin-protein ligase sina. The transcript has 2 exons. Lineage: Eukaryota; Metazoa; Arthropoda; Insecta; Diptera; Calliphoridae. Gene Ontology annotation, biological process: proteasome-mediated ubiquitin-dependent protein catabolic process; multicellular organism development. Gene Ontology annotation, molecular function: ubiquitin protein ligase activity; ubiquitin conjugating enzyme binding; zinc ion binding. The coding region runs from base 918 to 1817 and encodes 299 amino acids. The record is from RefSeq and is a predicted model, not a curated record. Gene Ontology annotation, cellular component: cytoplasm.
AAAAAACUGAAAUUUCUUAGAGAAAAUCACAUAAUUAAAUAAAAAUCAUUUAAAAUAUUACAAAACAGUGUUUAUGUCAUAUAGUAAUAAAUAAAAACUAAAUAAAACAAUAAGAAUAAAAGUUUUAAAAGAAUUUUAUGAAAUUAAAACAGCCUGUAACCACAAAUGUUAACACGAUUAACUACGACAACCAUUACAAAAAUACGACGAAAAUAGAAAUAUAACAAAAAUUAAAAAAUAAGAAAACUGUUUUUUAGCAGCAAGAAAUUAAAGAAAAUGUUUAAAUUAAUAAAUUAUUCAAUAAUAUAGCUGAAUAAUACAUACAACAUAAUAAAUAGAUUACAAAAGUAAUUUAUUUAUUAAUUAAAAUAGAACAUUUUUAAAGAAAAAAUUAAAACGCUGCUUUUGUUUUCAAAGCAGCGACGUAGACGUUUUAUACAAAAAAAGUGACAACAACAUAAUACCACCACCAUAAAUAAAGAAAAAAAAAACAAUACAAACUCAACAACAACAAAAACCAUUUGGUCAUAUGAAACGUCAGCGUAGAACAGAUGCUGCUGCUUUAGUAUAAAAAAAGAAGAAAAUUCGUCUGUCAUCUCUACAAACGUGUUUAAACAAUAACAUUACUUUUUUCAAUGUAAAAGCACAAUAAGACUUUACAAUUAGUUAACAAGAGUUUCGUUUCACAUUUUGUUUUAAUAAUUACUACGCCAACAUCAUCAACAACAACAACAACAACAACACCUAAAACAACAAUAAUUACAAUAACGGUUUUAAUAACUGCCAAUAACUAUUAGAGGAAUACAUUAAACGAAUGCCCCAAUAGUAAGUUUUUAUAUAAAUUAUUAACAAAAAAAACUAAAAUAAUAAUAAAAACACAGGGACAAUUUUCUAAAACUACAAAAUACCAAAGUCCAAUGUCUAAUAAAAUAAAUCCUAAACGACGUGAAACACCAACUGGUACUGCUACAGGCAAUUCAAGUACUAGCAAUACAUCAGCCAAUACAUCAUCAUCGUCUAGUUCAUCAUUGUCGUCCGCCGGUGGCGGUGAUGUCGGUAUGUCGACCGAUCUAACAUCAUUAUUUGAAUGCCCGGUGUGCUUUGACUAUGUUCUGCCACCCAUAUUACAAUGCUCCAGCGGUCAUUUGGUCUGUGUCUCGUGCCGUUCCAAGCUUACCUGCUGUCCCACAUGUCGUGGACCACUCGCCAAUAUACGCAAUUUGGCCAUGGAGAAAGUGGCCUCGAAUGUCAAAUUUCCCUGCAAACAUUCGGGCUAUGGUUGUACCGCCUCAUUGCUCUACACGGAGAAAACAGAACAUGAAGAGACCUGCGAAUGUCGACCGUAUUUGUGCCCUUGUCCAGGUGCCUCCUGCAAAUGGCAGGGACCUCUCGAUCUAGUCAUGCAACAUUUAAUGAUGUCACACAAGAGUAUAACAACACUACAGGGGGAGGAUAUAGUAUUCUUAGCCACAGAUAUUAAUUUGCCCGGUGCCGUGGAUUGGGUUAUGAUGCAGUCAUGUUUCGGUCAUCAUUUUAUGUUGGUGCUAGAGAAACAAGAGAAAUAUGAUGGUCAUCAGCAAUUCUUUGCCAUUGUUCAGUUAAUAGGCUCACGCAAAGAGGCCGAGAAUUUUGUUUAUCGUUUGGAAUUGAAUGGCAAUCGACGACGUUUAACCUGGGAAGCAAUGCCUCGUUCCAUACAUGAAGGUGUGGCCUCAGCCAUACACAAUUCUGACUGUCUGGUCUUUGACACCUCGAUUGCCCAACUAUUUGCCGAUAAUGGUAAUUUAGGCAUCAAUGUUACCAUUUCAAUUGUAUAAUAACAACAACCACAACAAUAUUAAAAGUGAUUAAGGAAGAAUUUAAUUUAAUAAAUCAUCCAAAAAAAAUUGGAGAGAGAUAAAUGAGAAGUAUAUAUAAAUAUAAAUAUAAAUUAUAAAAUAAAAUUAUAAUAAUGGAAAAAGAAUAUAUAUUUAAUUAAAUAACAUGCUUGGCUCAUGGUCUAUAUGUGUAUGUAUAAGAAGACACAAAUACAUGCAUAUACAUAAUAACUUACAGCAUAUAAUAUACAAAAUUAUGUAAAAGUUUAUUAAUGAAAGAAAACAAUCAUCAAUUUAAUUUUUCUUUCUAGAAGUUCAAUAAUAAUUUUUAUG